Caretta caretta (loggerhead turtle) is the source of this 3648-nucleotide messenger RNA. It is a transcript of the gene STX11, whose product is annotated as syntaxin 11. The record is from RefSeq and is a predicted model, not a curated record. Gene Ontology annotation, molecular function: SNARE binding; SNAP receptor activity. Gene Ontology annotation, biological process: exocytosis; intracellular protein transport; synaptic vesicle fusion to presynaptic active zone membrane. Lineage: Eukaryota; Metazoa; Chordata; Testudines; Cheloniidae. Gene Ontology annotation, cellular component: endomembrane system; synaptic vesicle; plasma membrane.
AUGCCGAGGCAGCCACUUGGAGACCCCUUCCCCCGCUCGCUCCCAGGCUCUGCAAACCCUUCGCCGCCCGCCCCCCGGCUCUCCGCGGCCGGUCACCGCCGCGGCCUGGACCUGCGGCCAAUGGGCCCGGGCGGGGGAGGAGCCUGGGCGGGGCCCGUGAGGGGCCGGGGAAACUCCCUGCGCCCAGCCUGGCUUGACAGGCUCCCUCGAGGAAGCGGCACGGUUCUGCGCGAGGACGCGGCUGGAGCAAGCAGCGAGGGCGCCGCCUCUCGCCCAUCUUCCUGGAGCGGCAGGAUGAAAGACCGGUUAUAUGAACUGUAUGAGUUAGCUAAGCUUUAUAACCAACAGUUUCCUAACAAUGAGGAUGAUGAGAUUUUACCUCAUGAAAUCCUCCUGUUCGAGACUGAUGAUGCCCUCGCAGCUCUUUACAAAGAUGUCCAGAGUAUCAGAACAGACAACCUCCACCUGAAAGAGGACGUCAAACGGCUAGGUAAACAAAAUAACCGCUUUCUUACCUCCAUGCGCCGUCUUAGUAGUAUCAAACGAGAUACUAACAGCAUCGCCAAAGACAUCAAGGCCCGUGGAGAAGGCAUCCACAGGAAACUCCAGACAAUGAGAGACUUCAGUGAAGAUGCUGAAACAAAACAUGGCACGAUGUCUGUCAUAACCCGUGUAUCGAAGAAUCACUAUGUUGACCUCAUGCAUGCCUUUCAGGAAGCCAUGUUUGAGUACAAUGAGGCAGAGAUGAACCAGCGGGAGAACUGCAAGAUUCGGAUCCAGAGACAGCUGGAGAUCAUGGGCAAGGAUGUUUCCGGAAACCAGAUUGAGGACAUGAUUGAGCAAGGCAAGUGGGACGUUUUCUCCGAGAAUCUCCUGUCUGAUGUCAGAGGGGCUCGUGCAGCAUUGAAUGAGAUAGAGACGCGACACAAAGAGUUGAUGAAGUUGGAGACUCGCAUCAGGGAAGUUCAUGAGCUCUUUCUGCAGGUGGCACUACUGGUGGAGCAACAGGCUGACACCUUCGACAUCAUUCAACUGAACGUGGAAAAAGUUGAGGACUAUGUAGGAGAGGCUAAAUGUCAGGUGAGGAAAGCUUUGGAAUACAGGCGGAAACACCCUUGUCGAACACUCCUCUGCUGUUGCUUUUCGUGCUGCAAAAGCUGAUUCUCCUACUCAAGCCUUACAGACCAACUUGAAUGUGCCCUAAGAAUGUACAAUUGAAAUAGUACUUUUAAAAUGGGCUACUUUUUGGAACAGGAUUGCUUUUGGUUUGGAGGGGGUGGUGGUUACCCCUUGUCUUAGAUUUUGUGCUAAUAAAAGCCAAAUGUUGCUGGCAAAUUUUAUUAUCUUUAAAAAAUAAAUAAAUAAAAUUCAAACCUAACCUAUUUGGUUGUAAUCUAGGCUAGAGUGCUUAAGAGAGCCUCAUAAAAUGAUACAUGCUCCAACCUGACACCACCUAAUUUAAAAGAAUGAAUGAAAGGCUAAUAGGUUAAUCGAUGAAGGAUGAGUGUUGGUGUACCACGAGAUGGCUAUUUUCUAUCUUCCACAGUGAGACUGCAUAGGGUACAGCUCUAUUGCUGUAGUGAUGUAAUUCUGUGGUGCUUUGUAAGUUUGCCUGCCUUUAGGAAACUUGGAGCCCAUGUGAUGCAAUCCUUAAGCAAUUCAUUGCCACAUUCAUUUGAAGAAACAGUAAGUGUGUUAAACUAUUUACAGAAAAUAUAGAAUUAUUUUCUUAAACCUUUUUACACAAGGAGCCUGAUUCUGAUCUCACACUAGUUUUACACCAGUGGAACUCCAUUGAAAUGAACGAAGUGAAUUUUGAUCUAUUCCAGUGUAGAUAAGAUCAAACUCAGUCCCAAGAAGUAUUCAUUCCUCUCCCCCCAUCCCUUUCAUCAUUGUGAACACACCAGAAUUUUGACCAGGUCACAGGAAACACUGAAAAAUUAAGACCUCUCUUCAAUUGACUCUUUACUUUAGUCAUUUAAAUACUCUGUUUUAAUGUUGUUCUUUAAGGUUGUAAUGUCAUCUGCUGGAGGACUGAAAAUGGUCAUGGCAAACUUUUCAAAGAUUUUUAGCCCUAUAAAUAAAAUUAAUGCAGCCAUCUCUUCUCAAAUGUGACUUAACACCCAUAAAUGGACAUUUGUCUGGAAGGCAAAUGCAACAUUUUAGUGAUUCACAUACACACACAAAUUUGAAGUUAUAGUGACAGAUUUACCUUGUAAAUAGAUGCUUAUUUUUGUAAGACAAUGUAUUGAUAUAUUGUGUUUUGUAUUUGUUAACAUGAAGGUAUUAAUAACAAUGUUUACUCUGGUUUGUAUAUGAAGACAGAUAGGACUGUCUUCUGCCUCUGGGACAACUGCAUAUUGAAGAGAGAAUAGACGCCUUUAUUCAAUACUCCUGUAUGAGCCAACAUUUUGGAGUCAAAAUGACACUUCCUUUUAUUGGGUUUGAAAAGUUUUCCCUCCUCCCUGUAAAACCGUUUCUGAUUGACCAUAUUAGGUUUGGACAAAAAGGGAGGAAGAGAGAAAUUUAAGGCCAAAUUUUGCAGUCCUUAAUUGAUUACAUUGGUUUCACUUGAUUGAAAGCUGAAGAAUUUGGCCCUUACUUUUGAAGUCCUUUGUGCUCCAUGUUAGUCCUAAUGAGAACAGAGGGCAAUGCCAAAAGUAUGCACAAUAUUCCAACUACAGUAUGUGUUUCUAAGCAGCUUUCUGCUACAUUGUGAUUUAUUGGUACUUUGAACUCAUACAAGACUUCUUAUUUUUUUUCCCCUCCCCUUUCCAGAAGUUAGUGACUUCAGAGAUCUUCUGUUUGGAUAACUUUUUCCCCUUUUUUAUGUCCUUUUAAUAAUAUUAUAUUUUAACAUUUCACAUUUGUAUUUUGGUGAUUUCCUGCCCAGAUGCUCCCAGCUAUCCUUCUGCACCCUUCACAAUGAAAGGUUUCUCUUUCUGUCUUUUGCACACUAAAUGUAUAUUGUAACAAAUUAUUUUAAAUUACUUAUAAAACAGUAAGGCCUUGCAAAAACAAAUUGAUACACACUUCUAAGCUUUCUUUGCCUAGCAAGAAAAUGUUGCUUGCUGGACAGGUUUGCCACAUGGAGGAUGAGGGAGUUAGAUGAAGAACUGUGGACGAGAACUUUUUUUUUUCUCAAGCUGAAAGUCACUGCUUUGAACUAAAUAUUAUAUGAAGCACCUGUGCCUGUAUUUGCAUGUGUUCAUUAGCUAGAAUUUAUGUAGGGGACAAAUGAGCCUCAAACAAGAGAAUGUUUGUGGUAUACAGUGAAGUCUUGAAGCCAUCAGUGUUACAUUUGCUUGGGAAAAUUCAAACAAUUCAAAUCUGAACUGUAAGGGGGAAGAGACUGGGGCGUCAAAUGGACUGGCUGGCACCCAUUACUAAUAUUUAAGAGCCGUUGUCAUGUUGAGUAGCAUCUUACUCCAUAAGUAGUCCCAAUCAAGUGAGUGAGACUGUUUCUGAAGAAAGGUACAAAGCGAGGAUAUCAUAAUCUGGAUUUAAAUCAGGCCCCAGAAAAACGUGAAUCUGUUUGCUCUGUGUAUUGUAGCUUUUUCCUCCCCCUUUAUGAUAAAGUUAUGUAAAUGUUCUAAUUGUAUUUCUUUUUUGUACAUGUAUAUAUCUGGAAAUGCAAUAAAAGUGUUU